Molecule: messenger RNA, 1941 nt
Organism: Synchiropus splendidus (mandarinfish)
Lineage: Eukaryota; Metazoa; Chordata; Actinopteri; Syngnathiformes; Callionymidae
Gene: aldh3a2b
Product: aldehyde dehydrogenase 3 family, member A2b
Exons: 10
Coding region: 129-1652 (507 amino acids)
Biological process (GO): aldehyde metabolic process
Cellular component (GO): cytoplasm
Molecular function (GO): aldehyde dehydrogenase (NAD+) activity
Source: RefSeq, a predicted model, not a curated record
CCGGCCCCUGGGGGAGGAGUGAUCUAACGGGGCCGGGAGGAAGCGCAGUCCCCGCGGCUGGUGUCAGUCUCCGGCCUCUCCGCUGCGGACCACCUCGACUCUCCACACAAGCCUCACAGCGUUCCAGCAUGUCUCGGGAGCAGCAAGCGGUGGCUCGUGCCAGGAAGGCUUUCGAGACCGGCAGGUCCAAGCCUCUGGAGUACAGAAUUUUCCAGCUGAAGAACCUGCUCAGGUUGUUCAAGGAACGACAGAAGGAGAUUUCUGACGCCAUCAAGAAAGACCUGAACAAGAGCGAGGUGGUGACGCAGAUGUACGAGACUCUGGGCCUGGAAGAGGAGAUCGGCCUGGCCAUCAAGAAGCUGAAGGACUGGGCCAAGCCUCGGCCCGUGGAGAAGAACCUGAUGACACUCUCCGACACCGUCUACAUCAAGCCAGAGCCCCUGGGCGUGGUGCUGGUCAUCGGGGCGUGGAACUACCCCUGGGCCGUCACCAUCCAGCCGCUGAUCGGAGCCAUCGCUGCCGGUAACGCUGUGGUGGUGAAGCCGUCCGAGGUCUGCGUUCACACGUCCAGAGUCAUGGAGGACCUGCUGCCAGUUUACAUCGACAAAGAGCUUUACCCCGUGGUGACCGGGGGCGUGUCCGAGACCCAGGAGCUGCUGCGGCAGAGGUUUGACCACAUUUUUUACACAGGCAGCAGUCCAGUAGGCAAGAUCAUCAUGGAGGCCGCCGCCAAAAACUUGACCCCCGUCACACUGGAGCUGGGCGGCAAAAGUCCCUGCUACAUUGACAAGAACUGUGACCUUCAGAUCGCCUGCAGGCGUGUGGCCUGGGGGAAGUACACCAACUGUGGGCAGACCUGCAUCGCCCCAGACUACAUCCUGUGUGACCCCAGCCUGCAGGACCGGGUCAUCCAGGAGAUCAAGAACGCUGUCAAGGAGUUCUACACGGACAACCCAAAGACCUGUCCGGAUUACGGACGCAUCAUCAACCAGCGCCACUUCAAGAGGAUCAUGUCCAUGAUGGAGGGCAGCCAAGUGGCCUUCGGGGGAGAGACGGACGAGUCCGACUGCUACAUAGGUAACAAUCUCAUCUGCUCCCGCCAGCAUUCGGAAUCUCACCUCCAGAUACGCCUCACAGCUCCAACGGUCCUGAGGGACGUAAAGCCGGACGCCAAGGUGAUGGAGGACGAGAUCUUCGGGCCGCUGCUUCCAAUCCUGCCCGUCAAGAGCCUGGAGGAAGCCAUCCGCUUCAUCAAUAAAGGAGAGAAACCUCUGGCUCUCUACGUCUUCACAGCAGACAACAAGGUGAUCCAGAAGUUUGAAAGUGAGACCUCUAGUGGAGGGAUGGUGGCCAACGACUGCCUGGUCCACUACUCGGUCAGCGCGCUGCCUUUCGGUGGAGUCGGUAACAGCGGAAUGGGCUGCUACCACGGCAAGUUCACCUUCGACCAGCUCAGCCACCUGAGGGCGUGUCUCAUCAAGCAGCUGAAGAUGGAGGGAGUGAACAGCAUGCGCUACCCACCUCACACUCCCAAGAAGCUGGGCUGGGCUCGCUUCUUCAUCCUCAGCGACCUGGGCCGCCUGGGUCGGCUGGCCCUGCUGGCCGUGCUGGCCGUGGUGUCUGCCGUCCUGCUGCAGAAGUUCCUUCUGUGAAGAGGUGGAGCCAUGGGAACCAGGAGAGAGAAGCUCGGGCGCUGACAUGCACGCCACCAAUCCUUGUGAUGUAGAAUUGAUCGGCCUCGCUGACGUCUGUCACCUCAGCUUUGUAAUGAAGGAAAUAUACUUGUCUUGAUUUUACUGAAUAUUUUUACUACAAUGAAGAUGUUUCCAUAGUAGUUGCACUUUUCAUAUUUAAAGAUCUAAUAAGAAGACCACUGGAUUUUAAAUUUCUUGAUGACUGUAGUUGUUCCGAAGCUGCUUCAGAUAAAUAAUUUUAUACGUC